AAACCCAGAACGUGUAUUGUAAAUUGUAAAUAUAUAAUAGAAAUUAGCGGUAACUGCUGUUGAGUAGCUUUGCCCCUUGUUUUCGUUCUGCUAUGGCACCCGAUGCCGCCGCCGCCGUCGCCGCCAACGGCAAAAAGAGAAGACGCUAUCUUCCUCACAAUAAGGCAGUGAAGAAGAAGGGUUCGUACCCUCUGCGGCCUGGCGUGCAAGGCUUUUUCAUCACUUGCGAUGGCGGCAGAGAACACCAAGCCUCUCGUGAAGCUCUCAAUAUUCUCGAUUCCUUUUAUGAAGAGCUAGUUGAUGGGGAAAAGGAGUUACCCAGCAAACCUUUAAAUAAAAAAAUCACGUUUGCUGAUUCUGACUCUUCUAGUAGUGAUGGUGAGGAAGAGGAGGAGGAGGAGGAGGAGGAGGAGGAGGAGGAGGAGGCCGUGCAUGAUGGGGAUGAGGAAAAGGGGGAUAAAAAGCCAAAAUUGGAUACUUCUAGUGACGACAAUGCCAGUCAUGACGAUGGAGCAGGUGAAAAAUCAGAUCCUCAUAACGUUGAUGAACCGCACACUCAGGAAGAAAAUAAAACUUGUGAUAAUAAAGGGGAUAAUGGCAAUCUUAAGACUACAAAAGGGACAGCAGAUGAUCUACCAUCUGUGAAACAGUGCUGCAAAACAAACGUGCCUGCAUGUAAUUUUAGUGACAAAGUGGAACACAAGUCUAUUGAUAAGUUAAUUGAAGAAGAAUUCAAAGAAUUGGGAGACAAGAAUAAGAGGCGCUUUGCCAAGCUUGAUUCUGGUUGUAAUGGUGUAGUAUUUGUUCAAAUGCGGAAGAAAGAUGGAGACCGAAGCCCCAAGGAUAUAGUUCACCGGAUAGUGACAUCAGCAGCAUCAACAGGGAAACAUAUGUCAAGGUUUAUUUUGAGAAUUUUGCCAAUUGAAGUCUCAUGUUAUGCUUCAAAGGAGGAAAUUUCAAGAACAAUCAAGCCUCUUGUGGAACAGUACUUUCCUGUGGAAACUCAAAAUCCACUCAAGUUUGCAGUACUGUAUGAGGCACGGGCAAAUACUGGUGUUGACAGGAUGGAAAUCAUCGAUGCUGUGGCAAAGUCAGUUCCUGGACCCCAUAAAGUUGAUCUCAAAAAUCCUGAUAAAACUAUAGUAGUUGAAAUUGCCAGGACUGUGUGCUUGAUCGGGGUCAUUGAGAAAUAUAAGGAGCUUUCCAAGUACAAUCUGAGGCAGUUAACAUCACGUAAAGACUAAGCCUUCUUGCAGCAUUAUAGUACCUUUCCCUUUUGCUUCAUGUUGAUAAUCUGGUCUGUGACUGUUGUUGUCAUUUGGUUAAGUGUUAGAUUAGAUGACUCUUGCAGCUAGUCUCCUUUGACUGAGUGUAGUUAGUAAGUUCUCACAAAUCAAACGAGAAACCCUUACAUGGAAGUAGAGUUAUAUACGCUCAAUCCAUUUAAAUAUCAUAGUUGGAUUUACAAUAUUUUUAAAUUGAAUUUCAGCCGUUGAGAUUCACAAAAA
Glycine soja is the source of this 1508-nucleotide messenger RNA. RefSeq lists its product as uncharacterized. The transcript has 7 exons. Gene Ontology annotation, molecular function: RNA binding. Gene Ontology annotation, biological process: tRNA modification. The coding region runs from base 93 to 1244 and encodes 383 amino acids. Lineage: Eukaryota; Viridiplantae; Streptophyta; Magnoliopsida; Fabales; Fabaceae. The record is from RefSeq and is a predicted model, not a curated record.